Messenger RNA from Drosophila biarmipes, 835 nucleotides. RefSeq lists its product as uncharacterized. The record is from RefSeq and is a predicted model, not a curated record. NCBI's taxonomy places the organism in Eukaryota, Metazoa, Arthropoda, Insecta, Diptera, Drosophilidae. The transcript has a single exon. The coding region runs from base 113 to 733 and encodes 206 amino acids.
GCGAAGGGGGCUAGCACUUUCUGUCAAUCGUUUGAUGUAAUCAUUUAGCAUAUUUUUUGUUAUUUCUCUCCGGCAUUAAAAAUUAAUUUGUCUGCUGGGAAUCCGGGAAGGGAUGAAUAGUAAAACCCAAAAGUCCCUGGCCGACGGCAUGGCUUCUCCCACGUACGGCUCGGAAGUGCUAAUUGGCAACUGGGCCGAGCGCCGCUACGCAGUGGUGGAGCAGAGCAACGCCAUCCUGCCAGGACUCCGGGUGAGUGGCUGCGAGCACCAUCGGUCGCUCUGCCAGGAUACGUACACCCGCGCUCCCUUCGCUCGCUCCGAAACUGUUCCUUUCUUCGUGCAGCAUCGUAAAUUGGCCUACCAGAACUUUGAGAGGAACAGGCGGUCCUGCUUGAACCUCGUGGACCACGAAUAUCUAAAGCGAAACUUCACUAGCACCAACACCCUUGAGUUCCAGGAGCUACCGCGGCUGCGUAUCUUGCACGCGAAUAGGGAUAUUGAAAAGAGAGGUCCUCCGAAUCAGCCGACGGACGUGGACAGACUGCAGGCCUUCGGGAAUCUUACGAAGACACAUAACUAUCUCAAACGCCUUAAGUGCGCUCAACUCUUGGAAGAGGUUAGCUACAUGCAGACCACCUAUUCCGCCAGCUUCAACCGGCCAUGGAUGAGGAAGCCCAUCUUUGAGUACGGAGCAGACUACGACGGUGUCGUCAAAUUCGAUUUGGCGUGCUAGUAAGGUAGCUUAGUAAUGGGCUUCUAAUAGCCUUCAAUUUAAAACUCUGUACUCAUAAAAACUCAAUCCUAUAUAUUACAAGAUUCAAUUUAUUUCAAAUCA